AUGGAAUCGACACUGGACCAAGAGUUUUAUCUGCGAUACUACACCGGCCACUCGGGGCAACACGGUCACGAGGUACGGCUUAGUGCUGGCCAGUCAUCCAGGUCAAAUGGCAACGCCGCUGACUUCUUCACAACCUACCCUCGUUCGGUGUAUUCCCGAUAGUUCCUCGAAUUCGAAUUCACACACGAUGGAAGGUUACGAUAUGCCAACAACUCAAAGUACGUUCGCUGGGGCCUAGCACGACCGUGUCCCCCACGAACCCUCAUCGUGUGUCUGACCCCCCCGUUUACCAUCUCUUCUCCCACUCAACAGCUACCGAAGAGAGAGUUUGAUCCGAAAAGAAUGUUGGUGUAAUCGCAACUCGGAUCUACUGUCCGCUCAACGAAUGAACAGCACCGAGCUUAGGCUGACCUGACGCUCUCUCCCCUGUGCUCUUGGAUUCACUCUAUACGACGAUACGAGUAUAGUAUGGCUCUCGCAAUCGUCCAUGCUCGAACUGCAACGCAUCAUAUCCCAAUCCGGCAUCAUCAAGUACGUUCAAAUCGCCUCGCGGAACAAGCAUCAACCUUGCUCCCAGCACCUCCCCUUCAAAAUCCUCCUCACGCCCUCAACUAACCAUCUCUGUGCUUCACGUCCGCCAGGGAGAACGACACCGCGUGGCCCAAGAAGAACGUCGUCGGUAAACAAGAACUGGAGCUCAAGUUCGGCCGCGUGCACGCCUCGUUCGAAACGGCCAAGAUCGGGUCCUUGGUCGACGUGCAGCAAUCCGACGAUCCGGAAGGCUUGAGGGUGUUUUACUACCUUGUUCAGGACCUCAAAGUAGGUUCAACUCAAUUCAUAAGGGCGAACUGGUUCGAGAUUGGGGGAGACGUCGGGUUCGGAACGCCUUGGUUAGGAGAAAUGUGCUGACCCUUACUCGUUCUCCGACAGAUCUUCGUCUUCUCCCUCAUCACGCUGCACUACAAGAUCAAGCCGGUAGGUCCCCCAGAGAACAUACCAACUACUGCCUCGGUGCACUUGAAUACUCACACCACCUGUCGCAUUCAUCAGACACAAUGA
Messenger RNA from Microbotryum saponariae, 1059 nucleotides. NCBI's taxonomy places the organism in Eukaryota, Fungi, Basidiomycota, Microbotryomycetes, Microbotryales, Microbotryaceae. The record is from the annotation of a GenBank genome assembly.